This is a messenger RNA of Python bivittatus (Burmese python), 3618 nucleotides long. The record is from RefSeq and is a predicted model, not a curated record. NCBI's taxonomy places the organism in Eukaryota, Metazoa, Chordata, Lepidosauria, Squamata, Pythonidae.
CCUAACAAACGGCGACAUGCAUAGUGAGGAGGACAUGCUUCCCGAGCUGUCAAAAAUGGGGAAUAUAAGCCCUCGUGGCCACUGAGAUGGUCAUUAAAAUACCUGCCUUUUCUUCAUCCUGUGGAUUUCAUUUGAGUCGCCGAUGUUCCAAAGAGCAGGAAUAAGGGAGAAAAAAAUCUCCCCCCUUCUUAAACCAAGCUUCAGAAGUGGAAGAACUUAUCUAACAAGGACCUAACUUACCAUCUCAGUCAACUUUAAUUCUCUAAAGGACUCUGGCUUUGCUGCUACUUCCUUAUCAGGAUGGCCGAAAAGGCUCCAGGAAUAAACAAAAAGUCAUCAAGGUCUACACAGUCUCUUCCACCAGAACCAGUGGACAUAAUCAGAAGCAAAUCAUGUUCUAGGCGAGUGAAAAUCAAUGUAGGUGGACUCAAUCAUGAAGUUCUAUGGAGGACUUUAGAUAGACUUCCACGGACACGCUUAGGGAAGCUCAGAGACUGCAAUACUAAUGAAUCUUUACUAGAAGUAUGUGAUGACUAUAAUCUUAAUGAGAAUGAAUAUUUCUUUGAUAGACACCCAGGUGCUUUCACCUCUAUCCUGAAUUUCUACAGGACAGGAAAGCUACACAUGAUGGAGGAAAUGUGUGCCCUUUCUUUUGGCCAAGAACUAGAUUAUUGGGGGAUUGAUGAAAUCUAUUUAGAGUCCUGUUGCCAGGCAAGAUAUCACCAGAAGAAAGAGCAAAUGAAUGAAGAAUUAAGGAGAGAGGCAGAGACAAUGAGAGAAAGAGAAGGUGAAGAGUUUGAUAAUGCUUGUUGCCCAGAGAAAAGGAAAAAACUCUGGGACUUGUUGGAAAAACCCAAUUCAUCAGUGGCUGCAAAGAUUUUGGCCAUUGUAUCCAUAUUGUUCAUUGUACUAUCCACCAUUGCUUUAUCACUCAACACUCUACCCGAGCUUCAAGUAAUUGAUGAAUUUGGACAGCUAAAUGACAACCCUCAGCUAGCACAUGUUGAAGCUGUGUGUAUAGCAUGGUUCACUAUGGAGUACCUUUUGCGUUUCCUGUCAUCUCCAAACAAGUGGAAGUUCUUCAAAGGUCCAUUAAAUGUGAUUGAUUUGCUAGCCAUUUUGCCCUAUUAUGUCACCAUUUUUCUCACAGAGUCCAACAAAAGUGUGCUGCAGUUUCAAAAUGUCCGCCGUGUAGUUCAGAUAUUCCGUAUCAUGAGGAUACUGCGGAUCCUUAAACUUGCUAGACAUUCAACUGGACUUCAAUCUUUAGGAUUUACCUUGCGAAGGAGUUAUAAUGAAUUGGGUUUAUUGAUACUGUUUUUAGCAAUGGGAAUUAUGAUAUUUUCCAGUCUAGUAUUUUUUGCUGAAAAAGAUGAAGAUGCUACAAAGUUUACAAGUAUUCCUGCAUCAUUUUGGUGGGCUACAAUCACUAUGACCACAGUAGGUUAUGGUGACAUUUAUCCUAAAACUUUACUAGGUAAAAUAGUUGGUGGUUUGUGUUGCAUUGCUGGAGUGCUGGUGAUAGCCCUGCCCAUUCCCAUCAUAGUAAACAAUUUCUCAGAGUUUUAUAAGGAGCAAAAGCGGCAGGAGAAAGCCAUUAAAAGAAGGGAGGCGCUUGAACGAGCAAAAAGAAAUGGAAGCAUUGUCUCGAUGAAUUUAAAAGAUGCCUUUGCUCGCAGUAUGGAACUGAUUGACGUAGCUGUUGAUAACGGUAAAACUGAGGAAGCAGCCAGUUCAAAGGAAACUCCCGAUGACAAUCACUUAUCGCCAAGCCGUUGGAAAUGGGCCAGAAGGACAAUGUCUGACACAAGUUCUAAUAAAUCCUUGGAGAACAAAUACCAGGAAGUGAGCCAGCAAGACUCCCAGGAACAGCUAAACAAUGCAGCAGCAACCUCCAGCCCUCAACACUUGAGUGCUCAGAAACUUGAAAUAUUAUAUAAUGAAAUUACUAAAACUCAGUCUCAGCCUAAUCUGAAUUCCACUUACCAAGGCCCUUCAGUGAAACCUCCCCUCUAUGAGGAGGAGAUAGAAAUGGAAGAAGUUACUGGACAAGGAGAUGCAUCUGUGACAGGGCCCAAAGAAGUCAUCCCUGACAUGAGAAGCACUUCUAGCAUUGACAGCUUUACCAGCUGUGCAACUGAUUUCACAGAGACAGAACGGUCACCUCUUCCUCCAUAUUCCAGUUGUCACUUGCAACCAAGAUUUUCCACUGAGUCUGCCCAUUUAGAAGACCAAACAGGAAAGGAUUCCCAGCUUUUACCACUCAUGAAAGAUAAAAUGUUUCCCCCCAGAGAUACCAGCUUUGAUUACUCCUAUGUCAAUACAGUGAUGAGCUCUGAGAACACCUGUUCUCAUCCUUUCCUUCAUGGUCACUUUCAUUUUGACAAUGCCAUGGAGAGUCCCAAAAGUUCUCUCAAAGGAAGCAACCCUUUAAAAUCAAGGUCCCUUAAGGUUAAUUUUAAGGAAAACAGAGGUGGUGCUCCACAAACCCCACCAAGCACUACAAGGCCGUUGCCAGUGUUGGCAACAGGAGACUUCCUACAAUCCACCCCUCAGCAUAUCAGCACUAUCCUCUUAGAAGAGAAUUCGCCACAGGGGGAAAGACCCCUGCUGGGUGCAGAUGCUUCUGUAGCUUCUAAGCAAUCAUGCCCUCUGUUUCCCAAACAGAAACUUUUUUCUUUCCCUUCAAAAGAGAGAAGUUUCACUGAAAUAGAUACUGGUGAAGAAGAUGACUUCUUGGAAAUCCCUGGCAUGAGGCACAACAGGCAGUUGGACGUCAAGGCAAACUGCUUUGGGGAUAAACUUAAGGAUGGGAACUAUUUAACAGAAGAGUCUGAAGUCAGCUCUUCUUCACCCAAAAGUUUGGGUCAUAACUGCACUCAAGACAUUUAUCGUGUUGCAGGGGAAAUAACAGGGGACAAUAUUCAAGAAGGUCAAAAAAUGGAAAACCAUUUGUUUUCCCCAGAAAUCCAUACAAAUCCUAGUGAUCCUGGUUACUGUCCCACCAGGGAAACCAGCAUGUGACUAGUUAGGAGAGCAAUAAUGACAAAAACUCAUUUCUUAAAACUGGAAUUAGCAAUGCCUAUGAAUUAAAAAAGGGAAGCCUCAAAAGUAAAUAAAAUAUUAUUUUUGCAUGGCAUGAAGAGUUGCUUAGUUUAAGUACAUUUUAAUUUAAAAGCAAAAAAACUUUUUUUCCUAACGAAAGAUAAAUCAGGAAUGCAGCAAGAACUGAGUAAAAUAAAAUGCUCUUUUCAGAGAUGAUCUUCUGCAAUGCUUAACACUGUUAAUACUUUCAUUUAUAAUUGUAGAUAAUGGAUUUUAAUUAACUUUUAUUUUUCCUUUUCAAUUUCAGAAUUUGCACAUGAAAGGAUGAAAUGUUGAUUCAUAUGUUAAUAAUAGUGUGAAAUAAGGUGCUUUGAGUCUGCAAAAUGCAUACUUUUGUAAAUAAUUUGGGUUUGCUGGGACAUCUCCAGUUAUCAAGGAUUUGUGGAAAACAGGUUUCUUGGGACACAGAUAACUUCCUUCAAGUCCACUGCCUGGAGGAUUUGUAUAGACUUAUGUUGCAAAAUUGCAGCUUAUUCUUAGAGCAUCUUACCUAUCUUGCUUUCUCUUUACAUG